AUGUAUGCAGAAAUUUGCUCCCCAUCACCGUGCGAAUCCAUUGCCACGAUAAUCGAUGAUGAUGUUUUCAGCAACGCCGAUCCAGACAAUGACAGCCCGAGUACGCUAGCCACGCCAAUAAAUGAAUCGCGUGAGAAGCUCUUCCUCAGCAACGCCUCUCUAGCCGCAACAGCAGGCGGUGCGGCCUCCACACCGAAGAGCACAACGCCAACACCUCAACCGGCCAUACAGUAUGGACCGCAGCACCUGCUCGGACGUCAUGGCUACUGCGAUGACCUCAGCGGCAGCGGCACAAAUCUCAAUCAGCAAGAGCGCAGCAUGAAGAGCUAUUUGCACACUUUCGAUCGACGCAACUCGGAUACGAGUUAUAUGCUCGGACGUCGCGCUUCAGGUGAGCGCGUCAAUUUGGCCGACGAAAUACGCAAAUUGUCCGAUCAUUUGCUAAUGCUGGCGGAAAUCAAUACGAAACUCGGCAGCGAGACGAAGCUCGAAGCGGACUCAAACAAUAAUAAGCAGAAGAAAUCAAAAGCCAGUGGCGAGACGUCUAAAGUCAAAACGAGUACUGCUGCUAAGACGACAUCAGCGAAGAAGGAAGCGACGACCACCAAACACAAAUUGGCAACGUCCGCGAGCAGUGAGCGCACUAAAGUAACCAGUAGUACAACAACAACGACAUCCUCUAGCACCACAACAAAUGACAUCAGCAGCAAGUCAUCAACUAAUGGAGUUAAAUCGAAAUUCAGCACGGUCUCAAUGCGUCUACACCAAUCUAUCGAAGAGACACCGAAGCUAGCCAAUGGCGGUCCGAGUUUUGGUGUACCUUGGAAGUCUACGGCCACUACCACAACCAAAAAGUUUAAAAAAGUAUCCAUAGUAACGCACGAUGAAAGCAGCACAGAAGCAGAGGAAAAACAAGAACACCGACAAUCACACGAAUCGGCUAGCAUACGGCGUGCUAAAUUUCGCAUCAAUCAAAUGUCACGCGAUGUGCCAAUCGGGGUGCCGAACAUCCAUCAGGCGGUCAAUCUCGAAGAGGCCGCUAACACGACGAAAGAUUGUCUACUGCAUCUGCUCGAAAAGUACAAUGAGACGAACCAUUGUCGCAAUCCCAUGACGCGCCAUCAAAGCAUUAGCGUCGAUUGGAAUGUUAGCGACAAUCUGGAGUAUCGUUCCAUGAGCUCCAUCAAUGCGUUCUUCCAGCGGCACAACAACACCGGCGAAAAUGUGCGUCAACUGCAAGCGCAAUUGGAGAGUAAAACUGGGGUGACAGGCGGCAGCAAGUCGACUGGUGGUGCUUAA
This is a messenger RNA of Anastrepha obliqua, 1299 nucleotides long. RefSeq lists its product as uncharacterized. The transcript has 2 exons. The record is from RefSeq and is a predicted model, not a curated record. The coding region runs from base 1 to 1299 and encodes 432 amino acids. Lineage: Eukaryota; Metazoa; Arthropoda; Insecta; Diptera; Tephritidae.